AUGCCUUCCUCUGCCCCAACAGGCUUCCUUGAUCUCAUUGAAGAAGAGAAAAUCCCAGAGAAAGAUCCCAGUUUGCCGUUCACUGCUGGAAAAAUAAGGAAGCUGAUCUUGGUGGCUGUGAUCCUUCUGCUGGUGAUCACAGUCGACACAAAUGGAUUCCAGUUUGGAGAUAUCAUUUCUUUCAAACCCAAGUGUAAGAUAGGAAUUUACUACCAGCACUAUGCUGUCUACGUGGGCGACAGACAACUCCCUGGUAAAAAAGACGGGCAGAACAUAUUUGAACGCAGAGACGAAAAGCCUUCCUGUGUUUUCUCUACACUGAACAUGACUGAGGAGCCUGAGGUGUUCAAUUACCUCGAUGGAUACAAGGACAAGGAGUACAAGGCAGGAACUGAGGAAGAAAUGACCGCGCGCAUCAACGAACGAAAAGCCAACUGUGGGAAGUAUUAUGUCUUGACCAACAACUGUGAACACCUUGCUACCUAUGUGCGUUACGGAGUGAAGGUAGCACUGCAGUUCAACAUGACUGGUCAAAAUGGUUGCAUUAACAAAGACGACCUAUUGAAAAUCAAAUCAAAACAAAUGCUGGAGUACGUAAGGGGAAGUAUGAGAGCGUGCCUCAACAAGCCCAGCAGUUCCAACGGCUAAGAAGUACUCCAUCAAUCAGCCCUCUAAGCCUCUCUUGCUCUCUUCUGCUCUGUCCUGAUGUGACAUGUUGUGUUAUUUGAAAUAAAAACAAUGAGCAAGUG
Messenger RNA from Sander lucioperca (pikeperch), 749 nucleotides. RefSeq lists its product as uncharacterized. Gene Ontology annotation, molecular function: glycerophospholipid phospholipase A1 activity; A2-type glycerophospholipase activity. The transcript is spliced from 6 exons. Gene Ontology annotation, biological process: N-acylphosphatidylethanolamine metabolic process. The record is from RefSeq and is a predicted model, not a curated record. Gene Ontology annotation, cellular component: cytoplasm. Lineage: Eukaryota; Metazoa; Chordata; Actinopteri; Perciformes; Percidae. The coding region runs from base 1 to 648 and encodes 215 amino acids.